Anopheles nili is the source of this 1249-nucleotide messenger RNA. Its product is annotated as 27 kDa hemolymph protein-like. The transcript has 6 exons. The record is from RefSeq and is a predicted model, not a curated record. The coding region runs from base 71 to 1009 and encodes 312 amino acids. Lineage: Eukaryota; Metazoa; Arthropoda; Insecta; Diptera; Culicidae.
UCAACCCGCGCGGGCCCUUACUUGUUCCACUGAGAAUUCAUCUGGGCUCCCGGGUGACGAGUGCACAGAAAUGGUUCCCACAUUUCGGAUAGGCUGUUUAUUGCUGCUGAUCGCGUUCGGUUCUGCACCCGCCGCGGCAGAAGUAGACACCGACCUGGGAACGCUGGAUUUGAACAAAAUCGACAUCGACAAGCUAAAGGACGAUGUGCUGGCCGAAUUUCUACCCCCGGAGUUUAAGAACGUAACACUCCCGAAGAUCGAAGAUGUACAGAAAGUGAUCAAGGACAAGUGUUCGCGGGUUGCCGGCAGCGAUGCGUCGUACGAGGAGGCCGAGCAAGCCGCACAAAAGUUUGGCGACUGCAUGAAGGAUCUAGUGGAUUUCAGCGACUUGCAAGAGGAGAUCAAAAAGGCCAAACCAACGGGUGAUCUGGAUACCGUGUUCAACAAAUACUGUCGUAGGCGUUCCGCAGCCAUCGAAUGUAUCGAUACGUUUUCGAACAAGAUCGAUGUUUGUCUGGAGAAUGACGAGAAGGAAAGCAAAGUGGUGAUGGUGAACAUUGUCCACGGGCUGCUAAAUUUCGUCUGUCACAAAGACGGCGAUCAAAUUGCAUUGUUCAUUGCCGAGGAAGGUCCGGAAUGUUUUUCCGAUCAGAAGGAUGCUCUAAUUGACUGCGUCAAUGGAACAUUGUACGGGUACAUGCAGGAAGAGUAUACCCCCACAGCAGAUGGGCUUCCAAAGCUAGUAAUGGGCAAAAAGCAGUGCGAUGAAAUGAGCUCUCUACAGGAUUGUAUGGUGCAGGCUCUGGAAGGAUGCAAAGAAUCUACUCCUGCCAAUUUGGUCGAAUCGUUGUUCAAGUUCGUCCGCAGAGAGACGCCUUGUGCCAACAUUACCGGUGAAGCCACCCCACGAAAAAAUGCCCGCGGUGCUGGGGAACUGGUGCGAGGCUCGCAUCAAAUAAUUCUGUCCACGUUCAUUAUGGCACUGGUGGCCAAACUCUUAGUACGCUAGUAGGUGCCAAAGUGGAUUUACGUAUGUUCCUGUUUUUAAUGCAAAGCUGACUGAAGAAAAAAAAAUCUACCUUUUCUACACAAUGCAGGGACUGUAAUUAGGAUAUGUUUAUAAAAAGUGUUUACAUUGUUCCAUUUAUCAAAUUUCAACAGUUAUUAAAACACAUUUUCCAAUUGAACUUGUUGAGCAUAGAAGCAGAAAAAUCGUUACACUAGUGUGAAAAGAUGUAAGACGAAAAUU